Phalacrocorax carbo (great cormorant) is the source of this 1844-nucleotide messenger RNA. NCBI's taxonomy places the organism in Eukaryota, Metazoa, Chordata, Aves, Suliformes, Phalacrocoracidae. The record is from RefSeq and is a predicted model, not a curated record.
GCGGGCUGUUAGAGGAGGGUGACCGCCAUCGGCCGUUGUCCGCCAUGAUUUGCAGCCAGCGGCCGCCGCCGCAGCCCCGCCGGGCCUGGAGCGCGGCGGGCGGCCUUGCUCGGGGCCGUGUAUCGGGCUGGGCCCGGCCUCUCCCCCUUAGACCGCCAUUUUGUGGUGCGGCGGGACUGACCCCGCCGCGGGAGCGCGGCGAAAGGGGGGUGGGGGUGAGGCCCAGGCCCAGGCCCGGUCGCUGCGGGGCUGCGAGCGGGAGCUGCUCUCGGGGCCGGCCUUGUGCGGGGCCCGGAGGGGUCGAGCCCCCGCGCUGCCCCGCCGCCGGCCCUCCCUGGCCUCAUUCUCCUUCAGCUCCCCCCGCGCCUCAGUAAAGCUUCCCGUGGGCUGGCUGUCUUCCUGGGCGGGCGGGGAUUCACCCCCUUGGCCCUCCCCGGGACUCCUGCUCCAGGGCUGAGGGACCAGCCGUGCCCUCAGUUUACCUGCUGAGAUUGUCCCCGGUGAGGUUGGCUGGGUUCUGCCUCACCUGACCCUCUGUGUCCAAACAGACCGGAGACCUGCAACACCGGCAGGAGCUGAGCUUCACCGUUGAGGAGACCUUGUGCCGGGCGCCGGGGAUGGCCAACGCCGCCUGCAGGAGCCGCUGGCUCGCGCCGGUGAGUUGGUGCCAGGGCUCCGUCUUCCUCGAGCAGCAGCAGCCCGUGGUCGAGCUCUCCUGUGAGAAGGUGCCCACCACGCUCGGCCGUACGCGGAAAUCCAAGAUCAGGGACUUUUUUGGCAGGCUCCGGGAGCGUUUCAGGGGCUUCUUCCAGUGCAGCAAGAUCUGGAUCCGCGACAAGCUCAACCUCAAAAAACCCAAAGCUUGAGUGGGCACCGCCAUCGCUGUGUCCCCCCGACCAUUUGGCCCCCACCCGGGCACUCUGCUUGCAAUAAAUGUCCCUGCAACACUCCUGGUGUCAUCCUGCGGGUCCCUGCGCCGCCCUGUCCCUCCCUGCGCCCCGCCGGGGAGCGGGGACAGUCCCCGGGGGCUCACGGUCCCACAGACACCCCCAACCCCAGACGAGGGGCUCCGAGGGCUGGGGACACCCCACGAGCGGGGCCGUGUCCCCGAGGGGGACCAGACGUGCUACCGCCUGCCUGUGGGACACGCUCGGGACCCCCCAACCCCGUGUCUCCCCCCCAAAAAACUGCCACUCUGUGGGCUGGGGCCAGGCAUUUCCGGGGGGGGGCAGCCGAGCCCCGGGGCGGGUUCCCCAACCUCCUGGGGGGGAUAAAAGGGGCCGCGGGGGGUGGCGGUGGGGGACAAGGAUGCCGAGCUCCUGGGUGCUGGUGCUGGCGGUGCUGGGGGGGGCCUGUGCCCUCCCCGCCCCGGCCCCCCUCGCCUACACCCAGGCGCUGGCCCAGGCCGUCGACUCCUUCAACCAGCGCCCCGAGGUGCAGAACGUCUUCAGGCUGCUCAGCGCCGACCCCGAGCCCAACCCGGACGUCCAGCUCAGCUCCCUGCAGCGCCUCAACUUCACCAUCAUGGAGACACGAUGCUCGGUGCGCUCCGGCGCCCGCCCCGACAGCUGCGAGUUCAAGGAUGACGGGGUCAUCAAGGACUGCUCGGCGCCCGUGCCCGUGCCCCAGCGCGGCGGCCACCCCGCGCUCGACAUCACCUGCGUGGAUUCCACCGUGGAUCCCGUCCGUGUCAAGCGCUUCUGGCCGCUGCUGAGGGUGGCCAUCAAGACGGUGGCCACCGCCGUCAACAUCUUUAAGGCCAUCAAGGGGAAGUGAGACUCCCCCCCUCCUCGAGGUGUUGCCAUCUCAGGGAUCCCCCCUAUGACACCCACCUCCCCAAAUAA